This is a messenger RNA of Protobothrops mucrosquamatus (brown spotted pit viper), 1578 nucleotides long. RefSeq names its product frataxin (gene FXN). Gene Ontology annotation, molecular function: ferrous iron binding; iron chaperone activity; 2 iron, 2 sulfur cluster binding. Gene Ontology annotation, biological process: iron incorporation into metallo-sulfur cluster; intracellular iron ion homeostasis. NCBI's taxonomy places the organism in Eukaryota, Metazoa, Chordata, Lepidosauria, Squamata, Viperidae. The transcript has 5 exons. Bases 19 to 621 code for a protein of 200 amino acids. The record is from RefSeq and is a predicted model, not a curated record. Gene Ontology annotation, cellular component: mitochondrion.
CCACGGUGGCCUGGCAACAUGUGGAGCCGGGGGAGAGCCUGCGCCUUCUCCGCGGGACUGUUGCUCGGGGCCCGCCGUCUGAGCAACGGCGGGGGCCGGAGGAAAGAGGCCGCGGCCGCCGCUUCUUCCUUCUUUCUCAGCCAGCCGGAUGUUCAUCUGCACUUUUUAGACCAUGUUCUGAUAAACAGAGUCAAGAGUAUUCAGCUUAUAUUUGAAAGAAGCACAGGAACUCUCAUAGACAAAAGCUCAUUAGAUGAAACCAAGUAUGAAAAACUUGCGGAAGAAACACUGGAAUCGUUAACAGAUUUCUUUGAGGACUUGGCAGACAAGCCAUUUAUUUCUAAAGAAUACGAUGUCUCCUUUGGGAAUGGAGUACUAACAGUGAAACUGAGUGGAAAUAUGGGAACUUAUGUAAUCAAUAAACAGACACCAAAUAAACAGAUAUGGCUCUCUUCUCCAAUCAGUGGCCCAAAGCGAUAUGACUGGACUGGAAAAAAUUGGAUUUAUUCUCAUGAUGGUAUUUCUCUUCAUGAUCUAUUGUCCAAGGAACUUUCACUUGCAUUAGCAAUUGAACUGGAUUUAUCAACUUUAACACAUGCUGGUGGAGAGCCUAAUUCUUGAUAUCUAUCUAUAAAAAUCCAAAGACUUUGGACUUAGACCCAUUUCUUUCCUCCUCACCAUACUCUAGUUUUAAUAUGUUUGUCCAAAUUUAAAUUCUCAAAACAUUUGUUAUUCAAAUCUAUUUUAUUAAGCACUAAUGGAAAAAAAUUAUAUAUAUAUAUAUAUUGGCUUUACAUGUUUUCGUUCUUUUUCUUGUGUUGCAAGGACAAAAGUGGUGAAAUAUUUCUGCAAGAUGGUAUCCAGUUGUAGAAGUGUGAUAUUUGCAUGAGGGUUGCCAGCCAGACUGGAUGCUUUUGCUAUAUGUGUACUCCACUAUCAAUAACUUUUAUAAUGCAAUGUUCAAUGGACCUGCCAUAAUCAAGUGGUGUGUCCAAUAUAUCAUAAUAUGUCCCACCACAGAAGGCCAGUGUAUACAAUCAUUUCUAAGUGGCCUUUGUGUGAAGCCCCCCGAUAAUUCUUAUAGUGAAUCUAAUUAGUGGGAUAUUUAUUUUUUAAAUAAGAAACAGACUAACUGAAAUAUUAUGCCUACCUAUUUCAUGUAUAUAAUUAGAAAACCUAGAUUUAUGUUUAACUUUGAAAUAAGGAGUGGAAAUUAUUAAAUAAUAAUGAACUGCAUAGAAAAACUUGGAUUAAGGGCAACAUCCUCCUUAAUUAAAUGCAACAUUAGAUUUUAAAAUGUUUGAAGAAACUAGGACUAUGCAAAGCAGUUGAAAAAUUGUUUUUGAAGCAUAUUUUGGAAGAUAUCAUGGCUGCUUCAAAAGAUAUUCUCAAUCCGUUGUCCUAAAUUACAAAUUUAGAGAAUGCCUGUAUAAGAUCUUAUUCUCUAGUUCAGACAUAGGGAACUUCAGUCCCAACUUUGGAUUGACUUCCAAUAAUUUUCUGAGGACCAAAGGACAGGGACCAGGCUUCCUGAGACCUUAUUUAUAUAUACCUCUCACAAAGACACAUUGUUAACAC